Molecule: messenger RNA, 4585 nt
Organism: Hipposideros armiger (great roundleaf bat)
Lineage: Eukaryota; Metazoa; Chordata; Mammalia; Chiroptera; Hipposideridae
Gene: RUFY4
Product: RUN and FYVE domain containing 4
Exons: 12
Coding region: 161-1873 (570 amino acids)
Biological process (GO): positive regulation of macroautophagy; autophagosome assembly
Cellular component (GO): autophagosome
Molecular function (GO): phosphatidylinositol-3-phosphate binding
Source: RefSeq, a predicted model, not a curated record
GGCUGCAGUGCCCGCUCUCCAUGCCCCAACCAGCCAGGUCUUUCAAGGUUCUGAUGCUUCCCUUCGCAUAAGGAAAGAACUGGGCAGCUGGACCCAGAGGCUCCCUUCUCCUAGGCUGACCUUCCAGAGCUACAAGAAAUCACACCAUUUUCAAAUACUCAUGGCAGAAGAGAGGGCUGCCCUCAAGAUCACCAGGGACCUGAAAACUGCUGUCUCCGCCAUCCUCCAGGGCUAUGGGGGCAGGCAGUCGGUGACAGACGCAAGCGCUGAGCUGCACAGACUCUGUGGCUGCCUGGAACUGCUGCUACAAUUUGACCAGAAAGAGCAGAAGAGCUUCCUGGGGUCUCGGAAGGAUUACUGGGACUUCCUCUGCUCGGCCCUGUGGCGGCAACGGGGGAACACGGAGCCAGCUCGCUUCGUCCACUCGCAGGGCAAGUUGAAGACCUCUCUGGGAAAAGGCCGGGCCUUCAUCCGCUUCUGCCUAGCUCACGGACAGCUGGCCGAGUCCCUGCAGCUCUGCCUCCUGAACCCAGAGCUCACCAGGGAAUGGUAUGGCCCACGGAGCCCUCUGGUGUGCCCCGAACUCCGGGAAGACAUCCUGGACUCUCUCUAUGCUCUCAAUGGAGUGGCCUUCGACUUGGACCUGGAGAGGCCAGACCUGGAUGGUGCCUGGCCCAUGUUCUCAGAGUCCCGCUGCUCCAAUUCCAGCUGGACACUGGGAAGAAGACCCAGAAAGACCAAAGAUUCCCCAAAGGAGAUCUCAGCUGUAGAUGCGUACUCCAAAGGAGUCCAACCAGAGGAGCCACACACCAGCCAAGCCCGCUGUCUGCAAGAUGCACCAGGGGAAGACGGAUUGGCUGGACUCCCCAGGUCACAGCAACACAGGCAUCUUCCUCCCCUUUUGGAAAAGAAGAGAGAAGAUCUCAGGAGCCUCAGGGCCCCCCAGAGCAUGUGGGAACAAGAAGGGGAAGAGCUGCAACAAGACAAGGAGUUGGGAGCCCCAAGGAUGGGGAUCAGCCUGGAGAACUCAACACCCAACAUCAAGGGCCAGGAGGAGGGGGCCAAGUGGGCUCUGAAGAAGGUGAUAAGGAUGGAAGGUGAGGGCAGAGGGGUUGUGCUGAGUGCAGAAAGCCAGACAAAAACAAAGGGGACUCGUGAAGGGGAAGCAGAGUGGGAUCAUGUCCAGAGGCUGCUGGCCUCUGGCCCUAGAGGGAUGAUAGAGGAUGCGAUGUCCGUGAGCAGGUGGGAGUGGGAGGUGCCUAGCAUCCUGGGGGAGCCCCACGUCCUUCAGAGCCUAGGAACAAAGGAAGGCUCCACCACAGAGAUGCCACAAGAGCAAACAGGAAUGACCAGUGUGACCAGGAGGGAGGAGCAAGCAGAUGUGGCCCUGCAGGAUGUGGUCAAGAGCCUCAGACAUAAGCUCCAAAAGGCCAAGGAGCAGGCCCAACACCAGGAGCAGCUGCUGAAGGAGCAGGAGGGGGAGCUGAAGGCACUGCAGGAGCAGCUCAGCAGGUGUCAGGAAGAGAGGGCCCAGCUGCAGGCAGAGCUGGAGCAGAAGCAACAGGAGAUUGAAAAGAGGGAUGCCAUGUAUGAGGAGGAGCUUGGAGGGCAGCGGGACCUGGUCCGUGCCAUGAAGCGGCGGGUGCUGGAACUGAUUCAAGAGAAGGAUAACCUGUGGCAGAAGGUCCAGCAUCUCUCUUCUGUGGCCCCUGGAUGCUGUGUCAGCUGUAGCAAGCUCUUUGGCCGACUGUCUCGGCGUUACCCGUGCAGGCUCUGUCGAGGCCUGAUCUGCCAUGCCUGCUCUGUGGAUUAUAAGAAACAAGAGCGCUGCUGCCCACUCUGUGCCCAGAAAGGAGAAGCCCAGGUCAUCUGACCAAGACCCACCCAAGACUGGCCAGCCCACCCCACUCUCCCUCGGCCCUUCCCAGGUCUCUGGCCUGACCAGUCCUACCUUCCAGAGCUUGGUGACUUAAGGCCGACGGCACUUGUGUGGCCAGACUGCGGUGUGGCGAGUCGAAGGAGCUAGGCUGGCAGUCAGGAGACAGGUUUGAGCCUCCAUCUACAACUGAUGAGCUGGGCAGCUUUGGCAAAGCUCUCAGCUCCUCAGGCUUUUUUGGUAACAUGAGGGAGUCGGGCGCCAUCCACUCUAAAGUCCCUUCAGGCUCAGAAAGUCCUUGACCAAAAAUAAGUAAGGUCCAGUGGUCCUGACAUUUCUCCUCCAUACUCCCUCCUCACCCAGCCCACCCUUCAAAACAUUGCACAGUCUCGGAGUCUCCACGUGCUUCCCGUCUGGAGUCUGCUUCAGGGUCUGUUUUUGUUGUUUUGUUUUUAACAGCUUUCUCAAGGGACUAUUAACAUAUAACACAAUUCACAGAAAUUGUACAACGUGAUGAGUUUUUACUUUAAUUUACAUCCAUGAAACCAUCACCAUAUUCCAAAUAAUGAACAAACAAACACAUCAGUCAGGCCCAGAGCUUCCUCAUGCCCUUUGGAAUCCCUCCCUCCUCCUCCCCCUCCUCCUCCCCAGGAAACCAUUUACCUGCUUUCUGUCAUUAGAAACAAGCUUGCAUUUUCUAGCGUUCUAUAUAAAUGGAAUCACACCAUAUGCAUGCUUUAUUGUCUGCCUUCUUUUAUUCAGCAUAAUUGUUUUGAGAUUCAUCCAUGUUGUUGUAUAUAUAUAUCCAACACUUUUUCACUACUGGGUAAUAGUCCACUGCAUGGAUAUACCACAAUUUGUUCACACAUUCACCUGUUGCCAGACAUUUGGGUUGUUUUUAAUUUGAAGCUAUUACAAAUAAGUUUCCUAUAACCAUCUGUGUAUGAAUCCUUGUGUAGACAUAUGCCUGUAUUUCUCUCGGGUUAAUACCUAAAAUGAAAUGGCCAGGUCAUAUGGCAGGUGUGUGUUUAAGAAACUGCUGAGUUAUUUCCCAAAGAGGUUGUGCAUUGUACCAUCCUGCCAGCAGCGUGGGGGAGCCCCAGAUGCUUCCCAGCGCACCUGGUUUGGUGGACAGGAGAGGAGGCAUGGACAUGGGACUUGGGCCUCUUCGUCCUCCCCUUCCAACCACUGUGGUGAACUGAUCAGUCCCAAGCUGUGAGCACCUGGAGGGAGGAGCUGAGUCUAAGUGACUCUCUGUUUAGUGCGCACUCACCUAGAUUUUAAUAAAGACAGUUGAUAAGGACUCAUGUAGCUCCAUGGUAGAAGAUUAUAUCCUCUGAUGGCCCAAGAAGUCUUCCGCAAAUUGCGUGUUACUCACUGGGCACUCAACUGUGGUGUUUCUGAGAAUACUGUUUCUGAAGAAGUGGGGGCCCCACUCUACGAGAAGGCAAUUAGCCCUACCUGGGCUCCAGGGCAGAUUGCGGCCCCAGACCGGCAUGCGCACUGUCCCCGUGCUGCACACAGAUGACCAGAGCAUCUGCAGAAGUUGGGAAACCCUGUGGCUCUGACCAGAGCCUGGAGACCGCCUCUUGGGGUCAUGGACACCCACAAUUGCACCUCAUUACCAUCACAUGGAGCAAGAAUUUCACAACAGCAGUUCCUGCCCUGGACAGCCAGUGAGAACUUCUCCUUAACAAAGUCAGCAACAAGGUUGCGGGGGGGAAGGGGGGGGUUACAGGAAAUGGAAGGAGGGGAUGCCGAGCUGGGGCUCCCGGAGCGAUCAGGGCAAAGGAAUGAUCCUUACCCUAAAGGGCAGCAGUCCCUUCCUGGAGGUCAGGCUUGCUCAGAUACCUUUAUGAGGACAGGGUUCUUAUAACAGUGGAAGAUAUCGUAUUCUAGUCAGAGCUCCAGUGUGGAGUUCAGACCUGCCUGAUGAACUGAUGGGGGGGAGGGGCCUAAGAAGCUUAUUUUCAAAGUGGGAUCAAGAUGCUCCUGGACGAGAAUUUGUAAGAAGGAAACCAGGGACCAAGAAUGGGGGAGGUUGACCUUCUCCCCCUGUUUGGGAGGGAUGGAGGUCAAUUCUGGGAACCAGCCUCUAGCUCAACACUACUCCCCAAAGGGUCCCCACCACAUCCAAUGGAGAGCACAAGUCUUCCACAAAAACAUUGGAAAAGCCCGUUAGACCCAGGAACCCUCUAGCAGAAGGUUUCACAAGGGUCACCAUAGACCGCCCCAGAGCGUGACACUGCGAGAGUGCCAGACCUUCAGCAGUGACCCCAGGGCACGUAUCUAGCACAGCAGUGCCCAGAGAAGCACAUGAGAAGUGCCCCCAAAUUCCUGGGGAGCACUUUAUAGGGGGAUGAAGCCCUGCAUGAGCUCAGGGGUCUGAGCCAGUGAAAUGUGGGCUAUCGCUAUUGACGUGACUUCAUUGAGCUCACAGGCUGGAGGUGUCCUGGAAAAUUUGGGCAACAUAAUUAUUUCUUUAAUUAGAUGUCCCUUGAAUGCUCCAACGUCUUAUCAGUUUCCCCACUUUGUCAAGUCAUUCAGUGCUCAAAUAAAUUAUAUUAAACACCUAGGAUAUGACAAACACUGAUUCGUCUGGGGAUACAGAGGUUACACACACACACACACACACACACACACACACACACACAUGCACAUUAUACCUGCUUUCAUGAACUUCACAGUUAGGAGGAGGAAGCAGCCAAA